UCCUUUGCUGGAUUUUUCUUAGCUGGACGCCGAUCAUCCUUUACAAGCUUCUUUGAUUUCACACUCAAUUUUCUUUUUUUCUUAUUUCUCUCAACAGAUUCUUCCUCACUUUCUUCUUGGUCAGAAUACUCCUCACUUCCCUGCUCAUCAUCACCCUCAUCCUCUUCUGAACCCUCCUCAUCAUCACCACCAUCCUCUUCUGAACCCUCCUCAUCAUCACCUCCACCCUCUUCUGAACCCUCCUCAUCAUCACCUCCACCCUCUUCUGAACCCUCCUCAUCAUCACCUCCACCCUUUUCUGAACCCUCCUCAUCAUCACCUCCAUCCUCUUCUGAACCCUCCUCAUCCUCACUUUUAUCCUCCAUCACUGCACCCUUCUUUACUGCAGCCUCCUUCACUGCACCCUUCUUUACUGCAGCCUCCUUCACUGCACCCUUCUUUACUGCAGCCUCCUUUACUGCACCCUUCUUUACUACAACCUCCUUCACUGCACCCUUCUUUACUGCAACCUCCUUUACUGCACCCUUCUUUAUUGCACCCCCCUUUACUGCAGCUUCGUUCACAACACCCUUCUUUACUGCAACCUCCUUUACUGCAGCCUCCUCUACACUACCUCCCUUCUUUCCACCCUUCUCCACAUCAACAUUAACUUCAUUGCUUACAUCAUUAGCACCUAUAGAAAAUAAUAGUAUUAAAUUGAAAAUCAUAACUUUAACUAAAAAAAGUAUAACUACAACUAUAAUUAACAUAACUUUUAUAAAACAAUCAGACAUAUGA
Chenopodium quinoa (quinoa) is the source of this 777-nucleotide messenger RNA. Its product is annotated as cell wall protein RBR3-like. The annotation marks the transcript as partial. The record is from RefSeq and is a predicted model, not a curated record. NCBI's taxonomy places the organism in Eukaryota, Viridiplantae, Streptophyta, Magnoliopsida, Caryophyllales, Amaranthaceae. The transcript has a single exon.